Eurytemora carolleeae is the source of this 886-nucleotide messenger RNA. RefSeq lists its product as uncharacterized. The transcript has 8 exons. Bases 237 to 803 code for a protein of 188 amino acids. Lineage: Eukaryota; Metazoa; Arthropoda; Copepoda; Calanoida; Temoridae. The record is from RefSeq and is a predicted model, not a curated record.
GACUUCACCGCUGGCACCAUGAGGAUGGAACACAGGAAUGUGCAUCAGGGACAGUGUGCACAUGUGACACAUCUCUGUGUAACAGUGUAAAUGUGUCCUCAACCCUCCCAACAGAAUCCACACCAACAACUGCUAACAACACGUUCCGCUGCUGGUUCGGGGAGAAACAUCCUCAUACAGGGGAGGAGAAUUGGAAGAUCGAGGAGUGCGAGGAGAAAGAAACCUACUGUUAUCAAAUGGUACAUGGAGAAGGAGAAACCAGAACGGAAUCUAGACAAUGCUGGAAUCUUGCAUAUGAGGAUGGAAAAUAUUCUGGUGCUGGGUGCUACAAAGGAGAAUUAUGCCACCAUGAACAUUGCUACAAUGAUACUACAGUCUGCUUAUGUACGGAAUCUGAAUGUAAUGACUGGAGUGCUACAGGAAAUGUUACAACUGAUGUUCCUGUAACCGGAGGAAGUGGAUUACUCUGUUAUUCAGGAACAUUUGAUAAUUACGAGGCUAAACCUUGUGCUGAAUCUGAGACCCUAUGUAUGGGAUUUUCUGGGGGUCAAGGAACCUUUGAUUGCUAUGAUCCACAGACGAAUGACGCACUGUUUGUGACCAACGGUUGCUGGGAUGGAGUAGAUAUAGAACAAACUCAAGAUUCUACAGUUGGAAGAUUAUGUCUUUGCUCUGAUGAACCGUUGUGUAAUGAGAGGUUUAAAGAUCAACCUGGAGGAGCAGGAUAUAUUCUUCUAAACCCUGUAUUCGUUCCAACCUUGAUCGUUGUUUGGAUAUUAUCAGCGGUGCAGAAACCAGUUUAAGUAUGGAUGGGAUCAAAAAUCAGUAUAGUAUAGGAUCAUGUUAAUCUUUUUUCAAUAAAAACAAAUAUAUAUACAAUACAUGA